Stylophora pistillata is the source of this 1324-nucleotide messenger RNA. RefSeq lists its product as uncharacterized. The record is from RefSeq and is a predicted model, not a curated record. Gene Ontology annotation, molecular function: nucleic acid binding. Lineage: Eukaryota; Metazoa; Cnidaria; Anthozoa; Scleractinia; Pocilloporidae.
CGAAGACUUGAGCAUCUCGAGCGAAUACGAAACGGCUGACACAACUUUAAACGACGACUUACCUCGUGGGUCUGAGCGAGAUUUAAUUGAAUAUUACUUUUACAGAGGUCUUACGUAUAGGCAUAUUACUCUGAUGUUGGUAAAGCAACAUAGUAUUUUUAUGAAUCAGCGAACUCUCAAGCGAAAUAUUAUGCUGAAAGAUUAUGGACUUAAGAGACGUGAAACGGUAGAUGAGGAGCUCAAGGAACGCGUCAGGGAUCUUAUUUUACAAGAAAUAUGCACUGAUCCUGAUAGCCUCAAUGGCUACAGGACUAUGUGGCAUGUCUUACGCUUAAGACACCGGAUUAAUGUUCCUCGGCGAUUAGUAGAGUCACUCUUAAUUAGAGAGGUUGAUCCUAGAGGAGUGGAACACAGAGAGAGCCGUUGUCUUCAGCGCAGAACGUAUGUGUCACCUGGACCCAACUUUUGCUGGCACAUGGACGGUUACGAUAAACUGAAGCCUUUUGGCUUUUCUAUUCACGGCUGUGUAGACGGCUUUAGUCGUAGAAUUCUUUGGCAUGAGGUGCAACGAUCGAACAAAAAUCCAAGGUCUGUUGUAAGCUAUUUUAUAAAGCACGUCAAAGCAGCACAUGGAUGCCCAGUGCGUGUAUACACUGACCCUGGCACUGAAAAUGGUCUGGUUGCUGGAAUACAGUGCUAUUUGAGAGGUGAGGGAUUGGAUGAAUACGCAGGAUCAAAGUCCCACAAAUACGUAUCAAGCUCUAAGAAUCAGCGUAUUGAAUGUCAAUGGUCACAUUACAGGAAACAACGUUUAAGUUGGUGGAUCGACUUCUUUAAUGACCUUCACGAGUCUGACAUUCUUGAUCUGACUAGUGACUUGCAGAAAGAGGCAAUUUGGUUUUGUUUUGCUGAUUUGCUGCAGACUGAUCUGAAUAAGGUAAAGGAAUACUGGAACAGUCACCGGAUCAGGAAGUCAAAGCAUGCCAUUGUAUCCGGUGUUCCUGACAUGAUGUACUUCCUGCCAGAGGAUUUUGGACACACCGACUGCUUGGUUUCAAUAUCGCCACACAAGUUCACAGAAAUAGAAAAUAGGUUUGAAGGGUUUGAUGUUGAGGAUGAUGAGUGCAACUCAGUUUUCCAUGAGUAUUUUCAACAUGUCAUAGACAAUAAUGGCUUGUCCAACCCCACAAGCAUUCAUGAAGCUGGAGUCCUUUUGAGAAGCUUACUAAGUUUGCAGAAGGUGAACUCUAAAUUUCUUUCCUUUUGGGAGCUAGUAAAUCACUUCCACAAGGGGAGUCCUGUGUAUAAUGGCAGGAGGCAUUAA